Messenger RNA from Oncorhynchus masou masou (cherry salmon), 2212 nucleotides. RefSeq names its product serpin peptidase inhibitor, clade D (heparin cofactor), member 1 (gene serpind1). The transcript has 7 exons. Bases 128 to 1669 code for a protein of 513 amino acids. The record is from RefSeq and is a predicted model, not a curated record. Gene Ontology annotation, molecular function: serine-type endopeptidase inhibitor activity. Gene Ontology annotation, biological process: negative regulation of endopeptidase activity; blood coagulation. Lineage: Eukaryota; Metazoa; Chordata; Actinopteri; Salmoniformes; Salmonidae.
CACUUUGUUGUUUGAUCUGAGCUAUUUGUUCAGGGUAAGAGGACAUCAAAGUUCAGUUUGGGCUUUCUGCUCUUUCUUCACAGUGUUGCAAACAGACCAGUUCCUGCAAUCACAGAGAAAGCACAGGAUGUGGGUUGUCACGGUCAUCGCUGUGUCCUGUGUCCUUGUCGGCCCCUCUCUCGCCGGGGUCAAGGACCUGGCCUCUCACUUCAGCUUCUAUGACCAGAGUCCGACCCCAAACACUGAGCCGGACCCACGAGGCCUCGGCCAGGGUGGAGCUCUGGACAUGGAGAACAUUCCUCUGGAGUUCCACAAAGAGAACACGGUGACCAAUGAUCUGCCCCUGGAAGGCUUUGAGGACGAAGACUACAUCGACUUUGACAAAAUCCUGGCUGAGGGAGGGGACGACUACAGUGAGGGGGAUGAGAUUGAUGAGAUCGCAACUCCCGCUCCGUAUAUCGACAUCUUCGCUGAGCCCUCAGAUCCAAAGACGCGGCGCGCCCGACUCCUGAGCCUAUUUCACGACCGCUCACGCCUCCAACGAAUCAACGUGGUCAACGCCCACUUUGGCUUCAACCUCUACCGCAGCCUUCGGAACAACGUCAACCAGACCCACAACAUUCUGCUGGCGCCCGCCGGAAUCUCCAUCGCCAUGGGCAUGAUGUCACUGGGAGCGGGGCCUGGAACACAUUCUCAGCUCUACCGGGUGCUGGGAUUCGCCAAUUUCGUCAAUGCCAGCAAUCACUACGACAACGCCACGGUGCACAAGCUGUUCCGGAAGCUCACACACAGACUCUUCCGACGCAAUUUCGGGUACACGCUGCGAUCCGUUAAUGACCUGUACGUGAAAAAGGAGGUGGCGGUGGAACCGAGUUUCCGGGCAGACACCAAGGCAUACUACUUUGCAGAGCCCCAAUCGGUGGACUUCAGGGACAAGGCGUUUCUGGUCAAGGCUAACCGGCGCAUCUCGAAACUGACCAAAGGACUGAUCAGAGAACCACUAAAAAAUGUGGACCCCAAUAUGGUGCUGAUGCUACUCAACUACCUCUACUUUAAAGGUACGUGGGAGCAGAAAUUCCCAAAGGAGAUGACUCACUACCGGAACUUCCGUGUGAAUGAGAAGAUAAACGUUCGAGUGCCAAUGAUGCAGAACAAAGGGAACUACCUGGCGGCUGCAGACCAUGAACUGCAGUGUGACAUCCUACAGCUCCCCUAUGUGGGGAACAUCAGCAUGCUCAUCGCCCUGCCCAGGAAGUUCUCCGGCAUGAGGAAGCUGGAGCAAGAGAUCUCCCCCACAGUGGUCAACAAAUGGCUCAGCAACAUGACCAACAGGACGCGUGAGGUGGUCUUCCCCAGGUUUAAGCUGGAGCAGAGUUAUGACCUUAUAGACAACCUUAAGGAGAUGGGCCUCACAGACCUCUUUGAGGAGAGGGGUGACUUCACUGGGAUGACUUCAGAGAAGAUCGCAAUUAACUGGUUGAAGCACCAGGGGACGAUCACGGUGAACGAGGAGGGGACGGAGGCUGCGGCCCUGACCCAGGUGGGCUUCAUGCCCCUCUCCUCACAGAUACGAUUCGUUAUAGACCGGCCAUUCCUCUUCCUCAUCUACGAGCACCGCACAGACUGCCUCGUCUUCAUGGGCCGCGUGGUCGACCCCUCACAGAGCUAAACGCUUCGUAACUCUGUAGAUCGUUCUAUCUAGAAAAAUGUACCUACUAACAUUAAUACUUUUUUUAGGAUUGUAUUAACAGUGGACUAAUUAACAAAAUAUUUGUUUUUAUUUUUAUGAACUAUCUUUUUAAAUGUCCUUUUCAGCUAGCAUUCACCCAAAGUAGGAAGGCGUUUCAAAAAUAUUGGCCUGGUAACCAAUUCUGCUGAUCCUACAAACGGACUACUAGCUGUCAUGGCGAACUGUAUGAACUUGUGUCUGAGAGAGGUUAGUCAGGAAUGUUGAUAUUUGCUGUCUGUUAAUGUUCCAUCUCUCUAUACAUCUACAGUGGAAGUUGUUCGAAUAGAAACACUAAGCUUUGGCUAUUCAAUAAAUGUUUUAGGGGAAAACAACAUAGUCAAUUUGACCAUGACUUUCUUGUUUAGUUUUUUUUUAAUGUUUGAUGUUUGGAUUUUCUGAAAAGUGUUUAGCUACUGUGUAUGUAAAGUUCUGUCUAGAAUGUUAGAUAAAAGAAUAAACAAAAGCAUUUGAGACUGUUGAAAA